CAGAGAUGGCCGUAGUACCGACCUAACGAGACUAGAUCUCAGGGCGACGUCAUGCCAGCAAGAGCUGCUGCUGGGAGCUACGGUGCACAGAUCUAAAGUUGCUCUCGUUGUGAGACAAGUCGUACCAAGUAACGAGAAUCAAUCAAGUCAGUAUGAGUUUUCAAAAUUGGACCGAGUUCCUCUACGAGCUGAACCUUCUGACGCUCCAACAAGUCUGAAACAUACAAACACUAAUGAAACUGCGUCAGCGCUGAAUGUAAAACUGAAGAAACUGUGUUCAGAUGUUUCUUCUGGAGAUGUUUUCGAUAUGCUAAACUUUGAAUUGCCUUUAUUGUAUCCUGAGGUUGUCUCUUAUAUUGAAACCUUGUCGGAAUAUCAGCCGUUGAUGGAUAUAUAUGAAGAAAUCGAAGCUGGAACAUUUUGCGACGAUAACCUAGGCAACCGGCGUGUAAAAAAUUUCUUCACAUCAGCUCUACGCGACUCCACCUCUGCAGCAUCAGCAUCGGCAGUGUGUAGGCUCUCGCUGCAACGAGUCCAGAAAUCAUACGCAACUAAUGCUAUUCCUACGGAUUCAUUUGGCGAUAUCUGGGACACCUCGAUGUCUGUGUUGGCUCAUAAGAACGCGCCAGCCUGGAGCGACGCUUUGAUUUGCGUUCAACUGCUUGACUAUCCACAAUGGCAAGAUCAGGUCUUACAGAUCAUGCCUCUAGUCCGCAAAUCUCUACAUGAAACCUGCGGAUCCAGUGAACAUCCAUCGUCUGUACCAACGUCCUGUAUUACUGAAAGCUUAUUCACAUCACAAAAUAGAAGUUCAGGGAGUUCUUUUAUGCCGUCAUUUCAUUCUCAGUUUCAUGGUUAUUCUCAUUUGAACACUGAUUCAUCAAGACCAGAACUAGAUUCACUACGUGUUCACCUAAGGAUCUUAGAACGUGAUUAUGCCUCCAUUCAUGCCUCCUCUGGAGUUCAGGAUUCAUCCAUUCGGCUCCGCUAUGGAAAUUGUGCUGAUGGCGUAUUUCAAGUGACGAAGAAGCUCGUCGAUAAAAUUAAAAAUUGUGCUUCGGAGAAUGAAACGACAAUUCAAGAGUAUUUCCACGCUUUACGAGGCCUGGAAUCGUUGCGUAUACUAACUGAGUCGUCUGAAUCUGCCGUGCAUCGCUGCAUUGCGCCGCGGUCCCGCCGCUCGCCUGAGUCUGAGAUGCUACGAGUUGCCGCCGUCGAGACUCUGGCUGUCCAGCCUUGUUCACCCAGGUCUACAUUGACGUUGACGAAGUUGAUUUGGGAUAGCACGGAAUCUUCAGAACUGCGCAUAGCGAGCUACCUCAGCCUGCUGGCAUGUGAUGCUGACGCCGCUGCUGCCGUCCUCGACAAAAUCCAUCUCAUUGAUGAUGCAAAUGUGUUAUCGUACAUGAAGUCUCGACACCAUCACCGUGACAAGCAUCGUCACCACCACCACCACCACACGUCCCCGAUCCCUUCUCUAUUCCAAGAAAUAUCACAGAGGCUUCGUUUGUACGCACCUGCAAUUCUGAGGGACCAUCUUCCACUGGAUGCUGGAGUUUGGAAAAACUUGGAUAUUUUCCACCUCCUCGAUUUGCUGAGUGAGGAAUUCAAGAUGGAUGCUGACAUUAUUUAUGACGGCGGAUUCUUGCCUAAGAAAAUUGGCUUGGAAUUUCUUGGUAGAUUCUGGCGGAGAUUCGGGCAGAAUAUAAAAUUGGGAAUGCGUCUGGAAAACUUCGAAGGAUUCGUGCAGUCUCUCCUCCACACGAAACUUUCAACAUCCCCCAGCUCUGUGUGGCAGAUGAAGCUUUUAGAGAUAUUCAAGAACACAGCUUUGAAUUUUAUUGGCGAUUUUAUUCAAAAUAAUGAUCUCAAAUUUAAUGCGACCGAAAAUUCAAUAAAUACUGGCACCGAAGAAUCUAACAUUUUUGAACGAAAUGAAAAAAAUAAAAAACAGGAUUCUGAUUCAGCCACUGACGAUAUAGAGACGAAUCAAAAUUUCUUUACUAACGCGGGAAGUAGAGCAGGAUCUUCCAGCGACAGCGGAGAAAAAAAUUAUUUUGAUUCACGUUCUCGCAGAAGCUUUACAAUUUCCGACUUGCAAGAUAUGAUGGGUUCGCUCUUCAGCCAUAAGCAGACGCCCACAGCCAUAUGGCUGUGGCUUAGACACGGCGGGGAUUUACGAUGGAAUAAGAAUUUUGCCUUCACGUUGAACGAUAUUCGAUUGUCCUUGCGUUUAUGGCUGGAAACUCAUGCAGAAGACCUCUUGAAAUCUCUUCUAAAUAACGAGGAACUUUUUUCAAGUUUCGUCCUACCACUGAGCCAUGUUCCUGCCAAACUCCACCCCAUUGCGGGACCCCCACUUCACCUCCGCAGCCACGAAGGUCUCAUCUUCGACGGGCGCAUGCGCGCGGGACUUCAUAUCUUCAGUGCUCUUUGGGAUAGCAAGAAGAAAUUGUCUGGAGGGACCAGAUUCAGCGUGAGCUCCUACCGCCAUCUUUCGGUGCUCACUGAGACACAGCGGGACUCAAUCUGGCAGCCAUUGCCCGGCACUCAAAUCGCAUGGGGCUCAUCUCUGAACAAGCCUCUGCGAGCAGCCCUGGACGCUCAUUUCGAGCUAACUAUUGAGAACUCCGCAAGCUUGUCGCUCUCACUGCACCAUGAGCCGGCCGUGAACAUGGCCUCGGCUACGGUGUUUAAUUCUGGUGCGGUCACGUCUUCAGUCCUCCUCGCUCAGACAACUCAAGACACUGGAGAAUCGGCUAAACUGACACUCAUGAUAUUUGAACAGCAUUUCUGA
Molecule: messenger RNA, 2797 nt
Organism: Hyalella azteca
Lineage: Eukaryota; Metazoa; Arthropoda; Malacostraca; Amphipoda; Hyalellidae
Exons: 12
Coding region: 308-2797 (829 amino acids)
Biological process (GO): lipid transport
Molecular function (GO): lipid carrier activity
Source: RefSeq, a predicted model, not a curated record